This is a messenger RNA of Mustela lutreola (European mink), 2693 nucleotides long. RefSeq names its product natural cytotoxicity triggering receptor 1-like. NCBI's taxonomy places the organism in Eukaryota, Metazoa, Chordata, Mammalia, Carnivora, Mustelidae. The transcript has 7 exons. The record is from RefSeq and is a predicted model, not a curated record. Bases 147 to 1067 code for a protein of 306 amino acids.
ACUGUGAAUCUUCUUGUAAGAAGUCCGUGUGAAAACCCCAUGGCGAUUAGUGCUGGGCUUCACCCACCACAUCCUGUGCACCUUCCUGCCCUACUGGACUCAGUCUUCACCCAGCUGCUCCACAUUCACCUGGUAGGAUCAGUGCUAUGACCUCUACACUCACUGCCCUGCUCUACCUUGGGCUGUUCCUGAGCCAGACUGUCAGCACCGAGAAGCAGAAUCUUUCAAAACCCAUCAUCUGGGCCAAGCCAGAUUUCAUGAUUCCAAAGGGAAAGCAGGCGCUUAUCUUCUGCCAGGGGACUCCUGAGGCUGUGAAGUACCAGCUGUAUUUCGAGGGACACCUCUUUCUUCAGCAGAGCCCAAAGCAACAUGGAAGGAGGAACAUAGCCAUGUUCCACAUCCCAGCCAUGACCCCACUCACUGCAGGGCAAUACAAGUGUAUUUACCGAAGCAAGAAGCUCUGGUCAAACCCUAGUGACCCUCUGGAUCUGGUGGUCACAGAAUUGUAUGACACACCCACCCUCUCUGUCCAUCCUGGGCCUGAGGUGACCUCAGGAGAGAACGUGAGCUUCUACUGUCGGCUAGGCACUGCAACAAACAAGUUCUUUCUGCUCAAGGAGGGAAGAUCCCCUCACCCUCAGCACAGAUACGGGAACACCCAGGUGGAGUUCCCCAUAGGUCCUGUGACCACAGCCCACAGAGGGACGUACAGAUGUUUUGGCUCUUAUAACAACCAUGCCUGGUCCUUCCCCAGUGAGCCUGUGAAGCUCCAGGUCACAGAUUUUGGGGACACCAGCCUUGCACCCACAGAGCACACCUCUUUUUCUGACUAUUGGGAUCUUGACUUGGUAACCACAGAGGCAGAAUUCCAGCAAGAUCUUGCCUCCUGGGAUCACACUGCCCAGAAUCUCCUUCGGAUCAUUCUGGCUUUCCUGGUCCUGGUGGCACUCAUGUGCCUCCUGGCUGAAGACUGGCUUUGGAGGAAGAGGGCACAAGAAAAAGCCAACGGGGCUUCAAGUCAGGAAUGCAGGAGAAGGUUCAGAACACAGAGAUGCCUGAACGAAUGACCAAGAGAUGUGCUGGUCCCAGGUAGAGCUGAACUCUGGCCUUGACCCUGAGCUGAGCGAGCUCUGUGUUGUACCCACAAAGGGGGGUUCCCUGCAGGACACUGAGGGACAGCUGCAUGGAGUCUGGCAAAGCUUGUUGGGCAGGGUGGGAUGAAAGAGCUAUAUUUCCCUCCAGACAGACCCUCUUGUCUCUUCCGGGGUGUAAGCAUUUUUAUGCCUGCCUGAUGCGAACCAAAGCUUUAACCACUCUGGUUUUCCCCCAGAAUAUCUCCUUUGUUAACAGCAUGGCCACAAAUAUUUCCUUCCUACUUUGGUCUUCAUCCCUUCUUCUUUCCAUUGCUGCAAUAUGUCAUUCAAGAUAUUUAAUAACCAGUACAGAAAAAAAUAAUAACCAGUAUAGAAAAUAAUAAUAAUAACCAGUACAGAAUAGGCAUUUAUCAAAAGCAACAGGAGCCAGUGAGGCACCAACAGGUCAAAGGAGAUACAGACCGUGAGCACACAUAUGGCUGAAUGUGUCCUAGCUGGAUCUCAGCCUUGCCCCGAUUCCUCUGUCCUAUACCACUACAGGCUUCUGUCUUCCUUGCUUCUUUAUCCAGACUUUGCCUUCUUCCUCGGGUCUCCCCCAAGAGAGCUCCCAAACCCUCCAUCUCAACAUCAGAUAUCACCUCCAUGCUCCCAAAGCACUUUCUGUUCAUCUAUAAUAGCACCGGGGCUCUAACAUUGCAUACAUAUCCAUUUUCCCAUCUCUACCGUGAACUUGUGUGAAUUAAGUCUGUGCUGGAUCUAAUGACUGUGCUCACAGCUCCUGCCACUAAGAGAGCUCUCCAGAAAUAUAUGUCAGGUCAGUCAGUACACAAAUAGGGCAGUAGUGCAACUUAGCCCUUGAGACUGCUGACUAUUGUCCUUGAAAUGCUGUCUGGACACUUUGUUCCUUGAGAACUUCCACUGGAUCAACCCAUUAAUAUAAUCAUGAUGUGGGUCCCUCCCCCCGUCAAGACUCUGAUGCCUCACACAGCUCAAAUCCAUUCUCUAAAUCUGAAUUUUCUGUUACGCAUCAGAGAACAUUAAUUCCAACCUCAAAGGGGUGACAUGCAUGUUUAACAAGAUAAAGAAUGUCGGGGCACCUGCGUGGCUCAGUGGGUUAAAGCCUCUGCCUUCAGCUCAGGUCAUGAUCCCAGGGUCCUGGGAUCGAGCCCUGCAUUGGGCUCCCUGCUCAGCAGCGAGCCUACUUCCUCCUCUCUCUCUCUCUCUCUCUCUCUCUCUCUCUCUCUCUCUCUGUCUACUUGUGAUCUUUGUCAAAUAAAUAAAUUAAAUAUUUACAUACAAAAAAAAAAAAAAAAGAAUGUCACGAAACCAGCAUAGGCUCUGACACAUGGAAGUUAGCCCAAUGCACAGCAGCUGUGACUAUCCUGAGUAUUACAGGGAAUUGAAACUCAUACCAAUUGUUACCUCAAAACCAGUGGACCAGAACUAAACAUCCUUCUUUCUGUUCUUCAUCUGCUAGGUGUUCAUGGACCAAGGACAUCUGUUGAUACUAAAUCAUCACAAUGUUCUUCUUUUUUUGUCUAAAAAAAAUCUUUAUUUUAUUCUAUAACUUGAAAAAUAAAUUCAAUUUUAUGUAUAGAA